This is a messenger RNA of Rangifer tarandus platyrhynchus (Svalbard reindeer), 540 nucleotides long. The record is from the annotation of a GenBank genome assembly. NCBI's taxonomy places the organism in Eukaryota, Metazoa, Chordata, Mammalia, Artiodactyla, Cervidae.
AUGGCGUUCUUGUCUUCGGCGGCCUAUCUGACCCACCAGCAGAAGGUGCUCCGGCUUUAUAAGCGGGCGCUGCGACACCUGGAAUCAUGGUGCAUCCACAGGGAUAAAUACCGGUACUUUGCUUGCUUGUUGAGAGCCCGGUUUGAUGAACAUAAGAAUGAAAAGGACAUGGUGAAGGCCACCCAGCUGCUGAGGGAGGCAGAGGAAGAAUUCUGGCAUGGUCAGCAUCCUCAGCCGUACAUCUUCCCUGAGUCUCCGGGGGGCACCUCCUAUGAGAGAUACGAGUGUUACAAGGUUCCCGAGUGGUGCUUAGAUGACUGGCAUCCUUCGGAGAAGGCGAUGUAUCCUGACUACUUUGCUAAGAGAGAGCAGUGGAAGAAACUGCGGAGGGAGAGCUGGGAGCGGGAGGUGAAGCAGCUGCAGGAGGAAACCCCGGUUGGUGGUCCCCGAACUGAAGCUUUGCCCCCAGCCCGAAAGCAAGGUGACUUGCCCCCUCUCUGGUGGCAUAUCGUGACCAGACCCCGGGAGCGGCCCAUGUAG